AUGGACGUACUUCUCUGCACUGUUUUACUAGCACUACUGCAAGCCAAUCUUGGAGUUCAUUCAUUGUCGGAUAUACCGAAUGGUGAACCUACGCAACCAGUAGCUGAUACAGUGACGCCACCACAAACACAAAGUUCUAAUCCAGAUGCUGAUUCACAGGAUAAUAAAAAUGUACAAAAGGAAGUAGCGGAAGUGCUGACGGCUACCGAAAACACAGAAAUAACAACUACCAGUCCUGAUGAAGUGACGGAAAGAGUUGAGGAGAAAAAGAUGCCUAUGCUUGGUGAGGACGAAGACACUAUACCACCUGGAUACAGACAGAAAAGCAAAAAUGAAACUUCAACAGAAGAAGAAAACAAACAAGAACGCAAAGGUAAAUUAGUUGAUGUAGCAGUGCAAACACCUCCUGAAUUCUACAAACCUCAAGCUCUAAAUCGGAUAACACUGUCGUUUUAUAAAACAGUAGUCAAAAUUAUGGAACGAUUAUCAGUAGCCUUCGAGAAAAUAUCCAACGAUGUGGAGAAAUUGAAGGAGAAACUGAAACCCAAUAGAAGCUGA
Molecule: messenger RNA, 558 nt
Organism: Trichobilharzia szidati
Lineage: Eukaryota; Metazoa; Platyhelminthes; Trematoda; Strigeidida; Schistosomatidae
Source: the annotation of a GenBank genome assembly